Molecule: messenger RNA, 1764 nt
Organism: Moesziomyces antarcticus
Lineage: Eukaryota; Fungi; Basidiomycota; Ustilaginomycetes; Ustilaginales; Ustilaginaceae
Exons: 1
Coding region: 1-1764 (587 amino acids)
Cellular component (GO): cytoplasm
Molecular function (GO): ubiquitin protein ligase activity; zinc ion binding
Source: RefSeq, a predicted model, not a curated record
AUGAGUUCCGACAUCCAGGCGUCAGGCUCGGCGUCCGUGUCGGAUGCAUCGGAAUCGAACCUGCCAUCUUCCUCCUCGGCCCAGCUCCCUGACCCUUCGCUGCCAGCGCCCAAUCUGGGCGAAGAUGAAGUAGGCUUCACCGCCGCCGACCUGAUCGCGCAACAAUCCAAGCUGGAGGCGCAAGCAAACGAGGCGAUCCCGUUUCAGUUUGACACCUGCACGCACGAGCGAGGCUACAUCCGUCAACCCGUGUACUCGUGCAAGACGUGUGGUGGUGGCGGCGUAUGUGCCGGCUGCAGCGUAUCGUGCCACGCGGAGCACGAGCUGGUGGAGCUCUUCAACAAGCGCAAGUUCCGCUGCGACUGUGGCACGCCCAACCUGUAUCGACAGCGCGAACCGAACCAUGCUGGCCGCUCGACACGGUUGGCCGAACAGCUGUCGUACCCCGAAGGUGCCAAGCCAUGCACGUUGCGAAAGCCAGGAUUCGAUCCGCAGAACGACACCAACAGCUACAACCACAAUUUUGAUGGAAGCUUCUGCUACUGCGAACGUGGCAAGACAUACGAUCCCGAGAAGGAGGACGAGACGAUGUUCCAAUGCAUCGUGUGCGAAGAGUGGCUUCACGAGAGCUGCACCUCGUUGCGUCCGGCCACGCUGCCCAAAUCUGUCAGCGGCGAUGCUGGAGCAGGUGAAGCGUCCGCCGCAUCGACCACGGCAGCGAUGCCCCCAACUGCAACCGAGCCGGAAGCGCCCUUGAUCGACCACGACUUGUUCGACCUGAUGAUCUGCGACGCAUGCGUGCGCAAGCCGGGCAACGAGCUUCUGCGACGCUACGCUGGAGCACGAGGCUGGAUGAUCGUUGCGACGAGCCAAGAUGCGGGUGAAGCGGGGCAGUACGAUGGCGUCGCUAGCAUCCAAGUGCCGACGGAAGAGGAGCUGCAAAACGCUGGAGGACCGUACCAAGGGCGAAGCUGGAGGAUCUUUGGACUUGCCGUGGAGCCAGAGCAGGCUCUUACGCAAGAAGAGGUGAGCGCUGCCACAAACGGCGCCCUGCUGAAGUCUGUCGCCGAGAUCGCUCGCUCCUCGGCCAGCCUGCCAUUGACAAAGCCAGAAAAGGAGGAGCAGGGCAACGCGCAUGGAGCCGAGUCUGAAGCUCCUGCCGAACACUCAUUGCGAGGCGCGGGCCUGGCCGAGAAGAAAGAUGGCAAGCGACGUGCCGAUGACGAUCCAAAGGACGAUCAGACAGCAGGGGAAGGCAGCAAACGACUCAAGCUCGAAACGACCGAUGCUGGCUGCACUCUGCCAGAGGGUCUAUCGAUGAUCGCGAAGCUCGGGGCGUCGGUGGUGGAUGAGUGGGUGCCUGCACUGAGUUCGGAAGCAUCCGAGACGAGGCCUUCGCAGCGCUGCGAUGUGUUCCUGAGCGACGACUUUCGCGAUCGGAUCUGCCGCUGCGCAGCGUGCCUGCCGCAGUGGAGCGCCCUUCCGCACGUGCUGGAGGCCGAGGAGACGUACGCACCACCGUCGGACCCGCAGGCAUCAGUUCGCGACGACGAUGCGGCGUCGGUGACGUCGUCUACGUACGAUUUAGGUAUGGCUGCGCUGCGUGCCAUGCCGAGAGAGAAGAUGAUCAACUCGCUGCAUGCGUACAGCAAGUUCCGCGAUGCGCUGUGGGAGCACCUCAAGCCGUUUGCCGGCACGGGCAAGAUGGUGCGCGAGGAGGAUGUGCGUGCGUUCUUCCAAAAGACGCUCAACUCGAACAAGUGA